AAGAAACAAUCUUGUUGGAUGAUCCACAGGCCCAGGGAACGGGGUCUAGGGCUCAGGAGCCCGGCCAGGUCUGGGUCUCCAGCAGGGGCUACUGCAGCCCGGGCAGGUGGGCCGAACCGCUCCGCCCCUGGCCUGCUCGUCCCGCCGCCGCCGCCGCCGCCGCCGCCGCCGCCGUUCGGGCCUCCUGCUGGUGUGUCUGCGCCUGGGUCUCCACGGCCUUCCCGGGCUCCCUGGAGGGGAGAUGAGCACGCCUACACCCGCCGAGGGUGAUCAGGGGCUCUGGGAGGUGGGGGCGGAGCCAGCCAGCCCGGCCGCGGCGCGCGUGCGCGGCACGUCCGUGUCCCCGCUUUCCGGGUCCGCGACGGUGGCGAGCCCAUCUCAAGAAUUAGUGCGACACAGAAAACCUGAUGCCACCUUUCCGGAUUGUCCCAGGCAGAUUAUUUUCCCAGCUGUAUUGUGGGUUGAAGUCUCCAGCCUCCAAACACACCAAGAUUUGCCUAACAAUGGCUCGUCCAAGCUCAGAUAUGGCAGACUUUCGGAAGAUUUUUGCAAAAGCCAAGCACAUAGCCAUCGUUUCAGGAGCCGGUGUGAGUGCUGAGAGUGGGAUUCCGACUUUCAGAGGAGCAGGGGGUUACUGGCGGAGAUGGCAAGCUCAGGACCUGGCCACCCCUCAGGCCUUUGCCCGAAACCCGUCCCAGGUGUGGGAGUUCUACCACUACCGGCGGGAGGUGGUGCUGAGCAAGGAGCCCAACACUGGCCACCUCGCCAUCGCCGAAUGUGAGGCCCGGCUGCGCGGGCAGGGCCGGCGGGUCGUGGUCAUCACUCAGAACAUUGAUGAGCUGCACCGCAAGGCUGGCACCAAGAACCUUCUGGAAAUCCAUGGUAGUUUAUUUAAAACUCGAUGUACCUCUUGUGGAGUUGUGGCCGAGAAUUACAAGAGUCCAAUUUGUCCGGCUUUAUCAGGAAAAGGUGCUCCAGACCCUGAAACUCAGGAUGCCAGAAUCCCAGUUGAGGAACUUCCCCGGUGUGAAGAGGCAGGAUGCGGGGGCCUGCUGCGACCUCACGUCGUGUGGUUUGGAGAAAACCUAGACCCUGCCAUCCUGGAGGAGGUUGACAGAGAGCUGGCCCUUUGUGACUUGUGUCUAGUGGUGGGAACUUCCUCUGUGGUCUAUCCCGCCGCCCUGUUCGCCCCCCAGGUGUCUGCCCGGGGCGUGCCCGUGGCCGAGUUUAACAUGGAAACCACCCCGGCCACCAACAGAUUCAGGUUCCAUUUCCAGGGGCCCUGUGGGACGACUCUUCCUGAAGCCCUUGCUCCUCAUGAAACUGAAACCGCUUCUUAAUUGUCCUGGGGAAGGAAGAAAUCACAGCACAGCUAAGUAGCAGGCCACAAACAGGAGAAACAGUCUUGUGGAUGGUGAGCUGAACACUGGAAGGUCUAAAAAUAUCUUCUGAUUCCCUGGCUGGAAUCCAAACUGCUGAUAAGCGAUGAGGGAUUGGAAGUGACAGUAGUAAACAUGUCUAGAAGGAGAAGGCACAGAACUGUAAAGUCAAUUCAUGUUAUGUGGUUUGAACCUAAACAUAAGAUACCUCUGAUGUGUUUGGUUUUUGGAGAGAAAAAAUUUUGUGAUUAGAUUGUCUGAAAAAAGUAAUUAUCCUGAUUGUAUUUUCGCUAUUUGGGCAAUGAUUUAAGGAGAGGGGUAAAACCCCAGUAUUUCUAAUUUUUGCACAAGGUUUGGUGGACAGAUAGAAUCACUCUCCGCAGGAGGUAAUUUAUGGUAUAAAGAUGUUACCCCAAGAGAUGUCUUUGUUGGGGGCUUUGUCUUUUCAGGGUUUAUCUUGUUUGGGUGCCUCACCUCAAGUUCCAGAGGGGAGUAGCUUACAGCAAGAACUUAUGCAAGGAAGGAAGAGAAAAUUAGCAACAAGGUAGAAAAUCAGGAUGAGAAAAGAGAGUGAUGCAAAUACAUGACCACAAGGACAAACACAGCUGCCUAAGAUUUAGCAAUGGCCUCAGCAGCCCGGAGCGGAGGGGAGUGGUGAUGGUUGGCAGAUUCUCAAUAUCAUAAGCACAGAAGCACAUUUCUCAAUAUCAUAAACACACGCCUUCCCCAGACAAUGAGAUUUCAAAGUUUUUCCCAUGGGACUUUAAAAAUGUGUGUCAUAGUGCCUUGGAGUGAAGUAGGAAGAAUACAGUUCUCUCCUCAAGUCCCUCCACCCAGUGUAGCACCCAAGGGUGCCUGCUAUCUGGCGAGCAUCAGAGGCCUGACGGAGGAGUGGCCUUUAGUAAACAGUGAAGGAAGGUCGUUCAUAACUAGGUCCCUUGGAUCAGGUGGGCUCCCUGGGUGCUGACGCAGCUGGGCCACAAUACCUCUGCCCCUUAGAAAACUGCAUUUCGUAUCGCACCCUGGGCUUUUGUAGAAAUAGAUGACAAGACACUGUGACGUAAAACUUUGCGCUGAUUUGCAAGUCAUGCCUUUUAACAAACCCCAAGGAUCCUUUGCAUGGGCAAGAGGGAUGUCCAUGACCUGCAGGGGGUCUGAAGUACCAGCCAGGCACCCUGAGGGCUCCAUUCAUACCUUACAUGGGCGAUCAAAGCAUGUACACUGAGGGGACUUGUAAUACUUAUAACGGAGUUUGUGUACAUACAAUACUACCAUUCACUUGUAAUAGGUUUGUUGUUGGUCUUCUCAAAGUGAACUCUAUACAUUUUCCUAGUGUUAUCAGUGAUGGAAGUCAGCAGACUGUCUCAGGGAGUCUGAUUAUAUUUUUAAUUUGUAAUUUCUAUCUGACCAAGGCCCAGAUAUUUUGGAACUGUUCUUUGCAGCUGCUUUCCUGGUAGGCUGUUGGUACCAGCAGCUUUGUUUCUGUUUUGCCAUUUUUGUUCAUGUUUUGGUUUUGUUGUUUUUAAAUUAGAAAUUGCUUCUAAAUCAGAGAUGAUGAAAAGAGAACUGAAAAUACUACAAAAUUUAUGUGAAGUAGGAUUGUUCAAUUUAGUAUUUACUGAACACCUACCAUAUGAUGGAUGUUAGAAAUACAAUGAUUAGUAUUGUAUGGACCUUAUCCUCGAGGAAUUCACAGGGACUUGGUUGGGACAACUGUCACUAUUAUAGUGUGGAAACUACA
Molecule: messenger RNA, 3120 nt
Organism: Vicugna pacos (alpaca)
Lineage: Eukaryota; Metazoa; Chordata; Mammalia; Artiodactyla; Camelidae
Source: RefSeq, a predicted model, not a curated record